AUGGCUGCAUCCGUGUGCUCCAGUGAUCUGAGCUAUGACAGCCGGGUCUGCCUCCCAGGCUCCUAUGACUCUUGCACUGACGCCUCCUGGCAGGUGGACGACUGCCCAGAGAGCUGCUGCGAACCCUGCUGUGUCCCCAGCUGCUGCCAGUCCAGCUGCUAUGAUCUCAGCUGUUGUGCCCCAGCCUCCUGCCUGACCUUCGUCUGCACCCCAGUGAGCUGUGGGUCCAGCCCCUGCAGCCAGUCAGUCUGCACCAGCUGCUGCACGCCCUCAUGCUGCCAGCAGUGUAGCUGUGAGCCUGCUUGCUGCACCUCGUCCCCCUGCCAGCAGUCCUGCUGUGUGCCCGUGUGCUGCAAGCCCGUGUGCUGUGUACCCAUCUGCUCUGGGGAUUCCUCCUCAUCCUGCCAGCAGUCUAGCUGUGAGCCCUCUUGCUGCACCUCCUCCCCCUGCCAGCAGUACUUCUGUGUGCCGGUCUGCUGCAAGCCCUCCUCCAGCGUGUCCCUGCUCUGCCGCCCCGUGUGCAAGCCCGCCUGCUGUGUACCUGAUUCCUCCUGCUGUGCCUCCUCCUGCCAGCCCAGCUGCUGUCGCCCAGCUUCCAGUGUGUCCCUGCUCUGCCGCCCCGUGUGCAAGCCCGCCUGCUGUGUGCCCACCUCCUCCUGCCAGCCCAGCUGCUGUGGCCCAGCGGCCUCCAGCGUGUCCCUGCUCUGCCGCCCUGUGUGCAAGCCCGCCUGCUGUGUGCCUGAUUCCUCCUGCUGUGCCUCCUCCUGCCAGCCCAGCUGCUGUGGCCCAGCAGCCUCCUGUGUGUCCCUGCUCUGCCGUCCUGCCUGCUCCCGCCCUGCCUGCUGUGGCCUCUCCUCAGACCAGAAGUCCAGCUGCUGA
Castor canadensis (American beaver) is the source of this 879-nucleotide messenger RNA. RefSeq lists its product as uncharacterized. The record is from RefSeq and is a predicted model, not a curated record. Lineage: Eukaryota; Metazoa; Chordata; Mammalia; Rodentia; Castoridae. Gene Ontology annotation, cellular component: keratin filament.